This is a messenger RNA of Rattus rattus (black rat), 3774 nucleotides long. It is a transcript of the gene C4H6orf132, whose product is annotated as chromosome 4 C6orf132 homolog. The coding region runs from base 18 to 3587 and encodes 1189 amino acids. NCBI's taxonomy places the organism in Eukaryota, Metazoa, Chordata, Mammalia, Rodentia, Muridae. The transcript is spliced from 6 exons. The record is from RefSeq and is a predicted model, not a curated record.
GAUCGGCCUGCAGCAGCAUGAAAAAGAACCAGACCAUGCAGGGCACUUUCAGCAAACUCUUUGGGAAGAAGCAUGCCCACACCUCCACCACGUCCCUCUACGCCACCAACCCACCCUGGAUUUUCACCCAAGAAGCCCAAGAGGAGGGGACCAGGGACUUUGAUGGGAUCUAUUAUGGAGACAACCGGUUCAACACUGUGAGCGAAUCGGGGACAGCCACACUGAAAGCUCGGCCACGCGUCCGGCCCCUGCUGACUUUCAUUCCCCUGAAUGCCCAGGAGAACCAUGGGCUGGCAGUGCCCACCCCGUCUGUCCCAGAAGAGUUUGCAGACAAAGAAGUGAGAGGUACCAGCACACUAGUGAAUGGCAACCUCCGACUGUACAGCUCUGUGGGUGACCUGAGGCCCGUACACUAUGAUCUGGACUCAUCCAUCCCCCCACCUCCCCCGGGCCCAGCCCCAGGGCCACCCCAGGACACUUCACAGCCUCCAGAGGCGUCCUCUCCACCACCACCUCCUCCUGUUCCUCCUCCUCCCCCUCCGCUGCUGGUGGAACCCCCACCCCCACCCAGCACAGCCCCACCUCCACCCCCAGCAUUAGAUACCUUAUCCCCCUCAUCUGCAUUCUCCCCACCUUCCACACCUACCCCUCCUGACUUCAUCCCUCCUGCCCCACCGUCAGCUUUUCAAACCCCGCCUCCACCUUCUUUGCAAGCCCCGGGACCCCCAGUUCCGGUCUCUCUUCAUACAACUGGAACUCGUCUCUUCCCCACUGGGGCUAUCAUCAAAUGGAAAUCAGAAGUGGCACUCAAUGGCCAGCAGCCGGAGGACCCCAGAAGCAGCCCCCCUAAAAGUCCUGCUGAACUAAAGAGGAGCCCUCUAGGGCCUAGCCCAGAGCCCCACCUCACCUUCCCCAGGUCACCGAAGGUGCCGCCCCCAACCCCAAUCAGAACCUCAUCUAUCCCAGUUCAGGAAGCACCAGGAGCUUCUCCAGAGGAGGAUGAAGCCACCCAGAAGACCUCCGCCCACCUCCCACUGCCUCACAGCAUCAAUGUCCGCCCUGCAUCUCUGGUUUACCCAGACAGAGCCCUGGAGCCCGAGCAGCCCAGAGAGCCCAGGCCCGAGACACCAGGCAGCCCAAGGCUCAGGCAGUCUGAACCUCAGACAAAUGGACAAGCAGGAGCUCCACCCCCAGCUCCUCCCCUGCCUCCGCCCGCUCCCCCACUCCCUCGGCCAGCAUCUUCUCUGCCCCCAGCUGCUCCUCCUUUGCCCUCUACUGAGCGGGCAGCCCCUCCAUCUUCUGGAUUUCCGAAGACCUCUAAAUCCAGCUCACCUGCUCUCAACCCCAAACCCAACCCGCCCAGUCCGGAGGACACAGCCUCGUCAGAACCUGUUGACUGGAGAGACCCCCGGCAGAUGGAAAAGCUUCGAAGUGAGCUGGCAGCCUAUCUCUGUGGGACCAGGAAAGAGGAUCGGUCACUCAAUCACAGGCCAGUCCCUACAGUGGCCUCGAAGGACAAGGAGAACAAGAAGGGCACCAGCCCAUCAGAGGAGGUACCUCCAAGCCUGCCUGAGAAGAUACACCCCCGUGCUCCUGAGAAGAGCCCCUCCAGCAGCAGCCUGCCAGAGAGAGAAGCCUCCAGCAGCCUGCCAGAGAGAGAAGCCGCCAGCAGCCUGGCCCUACCCCCUGUGGACUACAUCCCCCAGGAUACUCCAGCCCCCAGUGUCAGGCAGAUCCGGAAUGAGCUAGAGGCUCGAUUUGCCUCCUCAGCAGAGAAAGAAGCCAAGCCCAGCUUAGCGUCUCUGCCCCCCAAACCCCGGCUGGAAGGGGGAAGAACCUUUGAAAACAGGACUGAAAAUGGCAGAUUCCAUAAGCCUGCCACCAAGAAUCCACCCCAGCCGUCUACCGCCCCUCUGCCUGCCACAACACUCCAGUCCAAGGUCGUACAUGGUCCAGCAACACCACCCAAGGUCACACCUGGGCAGGCCAUACCACCCAAAGAUGCACCUGGGCAGGCCACACCACCCAAGGUCACACCUGGGCAGGCCACACCACCCAAAGAUGCACCUGGGCAGGGCACACCACCCAAAGAUGCACCUGGGCAGGCCACGCUACUCAAGGACACACCCCGGCUGCCCACCCCAUUAUCUCAGCCGAUGGCAGAGAAGGAUCUUGCCUCCAUGAGGCAGAGAGAAAAACCAGAAUCUCAAGAAAACUCGGUGGCUACCCAACUGUCCAGAAAUGGCGCCCUCUCUCCUCCAGCUCUCCCACCAAAGAUAUCCACCGGUGGAGAAGAAGCGCCGUUUCUCUACAGACCCCAUCGCAGCCAGAAUAGCCACAGCCGAGGGAUUGCUAUAGUGACUCCCACUAGGACCAGGGGGGAGGCUACAGACUCAGGGGAUCUAGUGGACGAAAAGGAGCUCCAAAACCAUCCAGCCAAACCUCUCUCGCCAGUUCAGCCAGCUGACCAAGUCCUCAGACACCCGGUGACUGGGGAAGUGGUGGAGCGGGGCUCCCCAAUGGCCCUGCUCCUCGCAGCCAGACAAAGGGCACAGAAGACUAGACCUGGAGGGACUGCAAUUGGACGGUCCUCUUUGCCAGGGAGUCUCCGUGACCAUAGCAACCAACCAGAGGCCAGCUCUGACAGCAUCUUUUACAGAGGUAGCCGGCCCAACUCCUUCAUUGUGGUCCCUAAGGUGCCCAGUGAGACAGAGGACUCCCAGGUGGCCUCAGCACGGCCCACUGGGCCCAGUCAGUGGAAGCCCCAGCAGGGACGAGACACACAAGCCUCAGAUCCAACCUACAGACCUGGGUGGACCAAGGACGAAUCCCCAGCCCCUGUGGCCCGGGAAAGACCAGCUCCCUCAAGCUUACCCUACGGCCGCGCCCUCCCCAAGUCCUUCUCUUCUCCGCCCUCUCCUUCCUACAAGAGGGAAGAGGAGGAGGAGGAGUUCAGCUUUGAUAUCAUUCCUCCGCCGCCAGAGUUCAGCAAUGACCCAGAGCCUCCGGUCUCUGGGCUGCAGCAGCAGGGCCGCCGCGGGUCCCCACCCAGGAACAACUUCUCCGACUUGGGGCAGUCCUCGAGAUCCAGUCCGGCUCGUGGCUUCUCGCGCUUCCCGGGGACUCAAUACCCCGAGCCCGGGGGCCUGGAUCGCUUCUCGGGCAGCGGACGCUCGCUCAUCAAGAAACGCCUGUACGUCGGGGAGCCCCAUCGCAAUCCCGGGACGUCCCGUGGUUCUACUGGCCGCAGCCUGAGCUCCCCUAACUGCUUCGGACCGCAGCCAGGAGGACCUGAGAUGCGACGAGUCAACUCUGCGGGCCGCGCGGCCCCCGGUGGCCUGAACGCCCGGAGGUUGUCGCUGGAGGGCGCCCGGGGCGCGGCCGAGGUCAAGUACAAGGCGCCUGGCGGAGGCGGUGGUAGUGGCAGCAAAACUGGGGACUAUGGCUUUGUCCCUCACAAAGUCAGCAGGUCUCCUCACGGCAACGCCCACUAUGGAAGCCCCAUCAAUACGUUCACGGUGAGGCCUGGGACGCGCCAUCCCAUCUCCUACGCUUACUCUGGGACCCAUCGGAAAGCCACUUCCUGAGCCACGCGGUUCACUCGGCUGACUUCUAGGGGUUGGAUCUGGGCAGUUGUUUUGCGGGGGGGUGGGAGGUCAGGUCGCACAAGGUAUUACAGGUCCCAGCUCGGACACCACUGACAGCCUUUGUUCUGGAAGACAGACAGACGAACGGAUGUAUGAAUAGCAGAGGCCUGUGGAAGAAGACGGAAAC